AGAGAGACAAAGAGAGAGAGACAGAGAGAGAGCUAGAAGGAGGUGAUAUGUGUUGGUUUCAUCCCGAGGAGGACGUCUGUAUCCCGCAUCACUGACAAUCGAUAGCGGGGCUGUUUCUGCCGCAGGAAAUGUCCAGCGGAGGAUGGAUGGAUGGAUCGUGGCGCACGGACACAAGACGCGGAGAGAGGAAAGAAGAAGAGAAGAAGGAGGAGAAGAAGAAGAGAGUCCAGCUCCUGAGAACACGUCUCCUCUCCUCACCAGGUGAAGCCCUGUGACCCGCUGACGCUCCCCCAUCCUCCCCUCCCACCCCACCCCCUCCCACAGACAUCACCCACUGUCCCCACCUCCCACCCAAACCACCUGGCCUUCGCACCUGUCCGUCCUCAUCCGACCACUGCCACUGGUCCCUCUUUUACCCCAUGGUGGCCCCACGGCCUGCCCUCUCACUGCUAUUGGCUGUCCUGGCCUGCACGGGGCCCGCACGCCCCUCGCCCCCCCUGCUGCUCCGGCCCCGGGAGAGAGAGAGGGACUCGGGUGGCGUCAACAUUGCCGUGAUCCACUCGGGCACCUCCCUACUCCCGGAGACGGCGGUGGUGGGAGGCGCGGGGGUCGGUGAGCCGGGGCCGGGGCCAGGAAACGGUCCAGGAGGAGGAGAAAGAGGCGAGAGAGGCGAGAGAGGCGAGAGAGGAGGAGGAGCAGAGAGAGGAGGAAGGGGAGUGAUGGACACAGCUUCACUUGCAGGAGUGGCUGCGAUGGCCGGGUUCUCAUCCUCCAUAUCAUCCCUGUCUCUGGCGGCGCUGGUGGGGGAGACGGUGAUGACACCGUCGGGUCAGGCCAAUGUCAUCUACCUGGCCGUGAACGAGAGCAGCCCGGGCAGUUUACUGCUGCAGCUGUGUGAGCUGCUGGCCACCACACCACUGCAGGGUUUGGUGUUUGAGGAGGAGAGACCGCCGCCGCCAAACCGCGCCCCUCUGGCUCCCAUGCUGGAGUUUGUCUCCGCCCAGACGGGGGUCCCCGUGGUCGCUGUGGGGGGCGGGGCCAGCCUGGGACGAGAGCCACAGGAGAGCGGCUCCAUCUACCUGCAGUUCACCUGCUCCACCUCGCUGCAGCUGGAGGUCAUCUUCGAGGUGCUGGAGGAGUACGACUGGACUGCCUUCUCCGUGGUGACCACGCGCCACCAUGGCUACGAGGACUUCCUGGCCAUGGUGGAGGGCAUGACGGACGGCUCGUUCAUCGGCUGGGAGAAGAAGAGCGUGGUGGUCCUCAACGUGACGGAUGACCCGGGCGGGGCGCGGACCAAGAGGCUGCUCAAGGACAACGAGGCUCAGGUACGUCUGCUCUACUGCUCCCUGGAGGAGGCCGAGCUGGUUUUCCGUGCGGCGUGGGCAGCGGGUCAGGCCGGGCCCAGUCACAUGUGGUUCGCCGUGGGACCCGCACUCUCCGGUCUGGGCCUGGAGGGUUUGCCCAAGGCCUUGUUCGCGAUCCGGCCGCAGGGCUGGAGAGAUGAGCCACGCAGGAGAAUCGCUAAGGGCGUCUCGGUGCUCACGCACGGGGCGAUGGCGCUGCGGCGCGACCAAGGAAGCACCAGCCGCUCGCAGUACGCCGGGAACUGCCAGAGCGACGGCAACCAGACGCAUCGCGUGCCGGACAGGAUCAGGUAUUUCACCAACAUCUCUAUCGGUGGACGGGAUUACUCCUUCAACAGCGACGGCUACUUGUCCAACCCGCUCAUUGACGUCAUCUCCUACACCAACGGCAGAGGCUGGGAGGAGGUGGGCUGGUGGGAGAACGGACACCUGCGUCUCCGCUAUCAUCCCUGGUCUCGUUACGGCUCCUUCCUGAAGCCUCUGGACGACUCGCAGCACCUCCGCGUGGUCACUCUGGAGGAGCGGCCCUUCGUUAUCGUGGAGCCUGCUGAUCCCGGGACCAGCUCCUGCAUCAGAGACUCUGUGCCCUGUCGUAUGCCCCUCAACUCCAGUUUGGUGGUGGACGGCACCGGACCCAUGAAGCACUGCUGCAAAGGUUUCUGCAUCGACGUCCUGAAGCGUCUGGCCAAGAUCGUGGGCUUCACCUACGACCUUUACCUGGUGACCAACGGCCGACACGGGAAGAACAUCGACGGGGAGUGGAACGGCAUGGUGGGAGAGGUGGUUUCUCACCGCGCCGACAUGGCCAUCGGUUCUCUCACCAUCAACGAAGAGAGGUCAGAGGUCGUGGAGUUCUCCGUGCCGUUCGUGGAGACCGGCAUCAGCGUCAUGGUUUCCCGUAGCAACGGCACCGUCUCGCCUUCUGCUUUCCUCGAACCGUACAGCCCGGCCGUGUGGGUGAUGAUGUUUGUCAUGUGCCUGUCGGUGGUGGCUGUCACCGUCUUCAUCUUUGAGUUCUUCAGCCCUGUGGGAUACAACCGCAGCCUGCAGAGCGCCAAGAAGUCAGGCGGGUCCAAGUUCACCAUCGGGAAGUCGGUGUGGCUGUUGUGGGCGCUCGUCUUCAACAAUUCUGUGCCUGUGGAGAAUCCUCGAGGAACCACCAGCAAAAUCAUGGUUCUGGUGUGGGCUUUCUUCGCUGUCAUCUUCCUGGCGUCGUACACUGCAAACCUGGCUGCCUUCAUGAUCCAGGAGGAGUACAUCGACACGGUGUCAGGGCUGUCAGAUAAGAAGUUCCAGCAGCCGACAGAGCAGUACCCGCCGCUGCGCUUCGGCACGGUGCCCAACGGCAGCACCGAGGAGAACAUCCGCUCCAACUACCCCAACAUGCACCAGUACAUGAUCCGCAAUAACCAGAAGGGCGUGGAGGAGGCCAUCGACAACCUGAAGACUGGGAAGCUGGACGCCUUUAUUUACGACGCUGCCGUGCUGAACUACAUGGCCAGGAAGGACGAGGGCUGCAAGGUGAUGACCAUCGGCUCUGGUAAAGUUUUUGCCACCACAGGUUACGGCAUCGCGCUGCAUAAAAACUCCCGCUGGAAACGACCUCUAGACCUCGCGCUGCUGCAGCUGGUGGGAGACGAUGAGAUUGACAUGUUGGAGCGUCUCUGGCUGUCAGGAAUCUGCCACAACGAUAAGAUCGAGGUGAUGAGCAGUAAACUGGACAUCGACAACAUGGCGGGAGUCUUCUACAUGCUGCUGGUCGCCAUGGGCCUCAGCCUCCUGGUGUUUGCCUGGGAGCAUCUGGUCUACUGGAAAUUACGGCACUGUGUGAAGCGAUCUGGUGGGAUGGACUUUCUUCUGGCUCUCAGCAGGGGAAUGUACAGCUGCUGCCAGUUUGAGGAUGAGACCACACCGGGAGGCAGCAAAAGCUCUUUGCCCCAGUAUCACACUGUGAGCUCGAUGCCCACUGUAGCCCAACAACACCUCGUCACGGCCACGGUAAACAACACCACUGCCAUCGCCAUGGUGCAGCAGCAACCUCAGCAGAAGCACCUUCAACAGCAGCAGCAGCAGCAACAACAACAACAGGGGCAGACCUACACCACAAUGCUACCUGGAUCGCCGCCACCCACCGGGCACUCGGCGAUGGCCUUGGGUCCUUCAAACAGCCCCUUACUGGAAGGCCCCAUGCCUUGCUCCACCUUCCUGCCGCGCCAUGACCGCAGACUCGCAGUCGUGGACCGCUGGAACAGACCAAAACCAGAGAAGGUCUUAAGUGCAGGCAGUGGUGGAGGUGUGGGCAUUGGGGGGAUUGCAGGAGGGAUCAUGGAUCUGCAGGCGCAGCAGCAGCAAUAUCAGCAGAGUCUAGGACAGCACUGGAGCCUGCAAGCAGGAAGUGGAGCAGGGGCAGGAGGUGACACAGGGCUGGAUGAAUAUAAGCGCUACUAUGGUCCUAUAGAUCCAGAAGGGCUGGCGACAAACUCAGACCAACAAGCAGGGGGCCCUCAGCAGACUCCCAAAGCUAAUCCUCGAGGUCCUAAAGCCUCAGCAAUGCCACGGCUGCCUCCUAAAGGCCCUCAACAAGGCUCAACGCACUUAAUCUCCAAGCCUCCUCCACCAAUCCCAUCUUCUCCACGAAGGCCUCCCUUCUGGCGACGAGGAAGCCUAGCUCAGGCAAGGAGAAAAGGUUCAGGAGGUCCUCUGUAUGAGAAUAUACUCCCCCUGGGGAGGAGAGGAGGUGGGAGGUAUGGGGCAAGUGAUGCAGGUGGAAGAAGAGGCCGACGUCCUCCUCCACCUCCUCCUUUACCUGUUCCCCUUUCCUCCCCAACACACACCCCCACCACUCCAUCUUCACCGUGCCAUUUCUACUCCUCUUGCUCGAGUGCCUCCUCCUCUUCCUCCUCCUCCACAUCAUCCUCAUCGUCUUCUUCAUCCUCUGUCUCCCUCUCUCGAUCAAACUCCCCCUCUUCUUGCUCCAGUGACAGCUCCUACAACUCCUCGCUGAGUUUCCGAUAUCGAGCUGGCGAUCGGGAUUUUAUGGUGGGCGACGAUUAUGACUCAGAUUUGCUCACAGAGGAGUCGAGCCUCCUUCUGGGGUCCCGGAGGAAGAUUCGCUCGCGCCGCAUGUCAUCUCGCUCUUUGCCGUGCAGUCCCCCACCACCACCGGUCCCCCCACGGAAGCCACGUCUGCAAAAAGAUUUUGGUAGAGAGAGAACAGGCAGCCAGCUUGCCCAGUUACAGGAGUGGUGGGCAUCGUGGGGAGACAGGGAGCGAGGGAGAGGAGGAGGAACAACAACCCGGGGAGACGCUGUAGUGGGUAGGGAAGAGAAAAGGCACCACAAAGAGAGAGAGCGUGAAAGGAAGAGGAGGAAGAAAGGACGGAAGAAGAAGAAAAGGGAGGAGAGGGAAAGAGAAAGGGAGCGAAAGCGGCGUAAAGCAAAGAAGAAGAAAAAGAAAGAUGAUAGGGUGAGUAAGAGACCGCGAAAGAGGUCAGAGCAGGAGGGAGGAGAUCCUGAAAAAAGAGAGGAACUCAAAUCAGGGACACAGGACUACCCAUCAUAUCCGUCUCUUAGACGAGAGUCCUUUCGGAAAAAGAGCGAAAGCUCCAUCAGAAGCUAUGGAUGGAACAUACCAGGUGAGGAGGAGAGGAGGGAAAGGGAAGAUAAAGAGAGGGAUGAUGGGGAAGAGAGCAGAGGAAAGGAAAAGCAUCACCAGAGAAGAAACAGCAAGAACUAUCAUCGCUCUAGCAGCAAGCCGACCACGUCUGUGAAGUUCUGGGGAGCGGGUAACCCAUCCUCGGAUGCCAUUCCAUCUGCCUUCCUGCCCUUGUUGCCUGUCACCUCAAAAAGGAGGAAGAGUAAAAGUUCUGACCGAGAUGCUGUAGGAGUGGAAGGAGAGAGGAGGCCCUUGUUGGGGCGAGGUGAGAUCCACUCCAAAGAGGGGCUGUCAUUUCACGAGUGGGAGUCUGACGGCGAGGAUGAGGAUGAAGACUCUGAGCAGGAGAGGAGGAAAGCAGAUUGUGGAAAGCGACGUAGAGGAGGAAGGACAUUAUCCGACGAGGAGCGGGAACGUGACAAGGUAGUCGGGAUAUAUUCUGACGAUGAUGGCUCUUCUGGAGAGUUUGGGAAGUUUGAGAGGUACUGGGAGGACCAUGAAGGCAGGGCGGUUGGAGGGAUCGGAGGAGGAGGUUGGUUUUUCAGCACAUACCCAUCCAGGGAUAAAGCCGGCAGCAUCAACAGUAGAGACGACCUCUUCCUUGAGCGAGGGGAGAGGUGGGGGACAGCAGAUAUUGGGUGGAGUUCAAGUGCUGGUGGAGGAGAUGGCGGUGAGAGAGGGUGGGGUUCAGGAUCACACUGGCCUCCACCUCCUCUCACACCACCACCUCCUCGCCGAUACUGGUCAGUAGACAAACUCCACAUCCAAGAUGAGAAGAAGAGUAAACGAAAGUCAAAGGACAAGGGGAGAGGACACACAGCGUGCUCCUCCUGUCUCUCCCCCCAUCACCAUCCGCACACCCGUUCAUCCAAAUGGGCCCGUGUAGCCUCACGAAGCCAGGACGAGUUGUACCACCACUGCCAGAGUUUCGGUGGUCCUCUGAAGCCCAAACACGACUCCUCCUCCUCCUCCAAACCCGAUCGCUCACAGAAUCCAUCCAAAUCUGGCAGUCAGUCAAACCUCAGCCUACAGCAGCGGACACAGAGAACAGAGAGGGAUCGAGGGAGGCAGUCAUCCCCACCCUCAAACCUCAUACCCAACUUGCCACCUCCACUCCCUGCCCUUCCAGCUCCUCCGUCCACAUCACACCCAAUCCAUGUCCCUCCUCCUACAUCAUCCUCUUCUGUUUCCUCUCCCUCUGUGGUCUCCACCCCAGGAGCAGCCCAGUCCUCCUCCAUGGCUUCGGCAAGUGCUAAACUUCAGUAUAAGAGAUUGCGCUCUGUACCCCAGCCCCAGAGGUUUCCUCAAUCCCCUCAUUUACCACUUAAAGCCAAGAGCCUUUGCUCACGAAGGGGCUCUGCCCAUUUCUCCAGUGUAGAGAGUGAGGUCUGAAGUUCUACAAAGGUAUUCAAAGUCAUAAGGGAACCUUAGAACACUGACACUUACAAAGUAGUAGGAGUUCUGGAGUACACACACUGAGCCCUUUCCUACGGUUCUGCACAAACAAAUCAGAAAGCCAAACACAUCCAGCGGGGUAGUCCAAGGAAAGCGUGGAUUCCUUUUGUUCCUCUGCAUAUGUGAAAGACUACAACCACAGCAACAACAUGAUUGUGAACUGGAACUCACUCAAAGCAAAUCAAACAUUAAAGUGGUAACUGAAGGAGAGCCCUUUGCUUUGGGUAUUGAAAUCAGAGCAGGAGUUUGUAUUCAGAGGAUUCUUAAUGCUUACUGAGGGCUCAGGAACUUUGUACUAUUGUAUGCCUGCUGCUCUCGGAAGCCUUUAAACACAGAACAGUGUAUUUUUCUUUACUUUUUUGCUUAAACAAGUCGCUUACCCCAUUCUCCUUUUUCCUUAAAACUGUUUACAUCCCCGCAGAACUGUGACGCCCACCCAAGGCACUUUUGUUUCUUGUCUAGAGGGGGGAAGAGGGUGAUAACCUCUUGUCUUUUCCGCGUAAUCCAUGCACCUUCUGUUUUGUUCGCUCCCAUCUUUUUCUCCCUCUACACCCUUAUUUUCUCCGUGUUUUCUCUGCCUUACCUCCUUCCCCACCCCUCUUACGUUUAUCUUCUUCUCAACUCUUUUGUCAUCUCAUCUCCUGUUCUCCCCCCUCGGCUCCUCUUCUUGAUCUGAUUAUUCUGUGCAUCUGUGCUUUUCUGUGUUUGUAUUCUUGACGACAGGGUAAGUCAACUGUGACUGAUAUUCUGCUGGCUUAAUGAAAAGCUGAGUGCCAAACCUACGUAGAGCUUGACAUUAAUCUGUACAAUGUUAGCUGCUGUGUUUUCUUUGAUCUCACAGAGUUUUCCAUCAGCUCUACACAACAAAACAAAAACCGUACACAACAUGUAAGGACACACACACACACAACUAAUAAGUUAAUUGAUUCUUUAAUGAGCAAUACAUUGGACACCAUCUGUUGAGUUAAUGUUUUAUACUUUGAAUCUUUCAUUUGACCUCAGUGGUGUAAUUGUUGUUGUUGUUAUCGAUGAUAUUCUACAGUAUAUAUCAACGUGUUCAGUCUAAUACAGUGUUAGCACUUGGUCAAAACUUGCACAUGAAAAGUUCUCUCAGCUACCUAACCACGACGGUGUCGGUCGCGUCUGUUCCCUGCAACAACAGUGGAGACACAAUGGGAAGCGUAGCAUUUCUGCUGGUUAGGAACCGAGUUGGACGUAAACAACUGUUUGCUAACCUUGCAGGCCAAGUCUGCAGCAGUUGCUGAGGGACUAGAUGUGAAAUAUGUUGUUUUAUGCACUGCCAGGCCAAAAAAGUAAGUCACCAUCCGGAUUUUACUUAGCAAAUCAGGGAGCUGCAGUGAUUAAUAUUCAGCUGGCAACACGUUACUCAGCUGUAGCUAAGGCAGUGAGGAGCUUCUUGGUUCUUCGACGACAUCCCGCGGUGGAGAAAGAUAUUAGCCUGCGUCAAACAAACAAAACAAUUAAGCGACAGCUGAAAUUGGAUUAGGAAUUAUCCAAAACAUUACUAGUACCUGGAAAUGGUAGUGGUGAGCCGUAAUCGUCAAGGGUCAAACGUGGUGGGAAUAAAACACUUGGGAAUGAUUGUGAUGGGUCUCGGCCAUCACUUAAGAAUUAUUGAAAGCAAAUCAUAAAAAAAAUUAACAGUUGAACAAUUGUUAUGGUGAAAGCAUGAGUCAUCAAUUUCACCUGAACCUCCCCUAGUCUCUUUGAGAUGUGCUGGAGAAAACUCAACAGCCAAGACUUUCUUUGUUUGACUUCACUGGGGUACACUGGAUGUGAUCCUGUGACUGGGGUAAAUUUAGAAUGUCCAAAUAACAGUAAGCGAUGGGGAUUAGGUACCAUGCUCAGGAGUACCCCAGCCCUUGACCUGGUGGGAUUAGAACUGGCAACCCUCCGGUUACCAGCCAUCAACACUGCAAAUGACAUGUGACCUUCUUUUGGCCAGGCAGUGUAUUUAUAAGCCGUCACUGGUCAAAUUGGUGCCGUGGCUAGAAGACAACUCAGAUUUGCUCUCCACCAAACAAAGACAACAGUCACAUUUGGCAAAGGUGUAAGAUGUUGCAGGGAAGGAAAUACUUAUAGCCUUAUGCUAACUGCUCCUGCCAUAUAAAGUACCACUGUUAAAGUAUAUAUUUUUCAUUCAUGUGUUUGGGGUUA
Messenger RNA from Solea senegalensis (Senegalese sole), 8654 nucleotides. It is a transcript of the gene grin2da, whose product is annotated as glutamate receptor, ionotropic, N-methyl D-aspartate 2D, a. Bases 420 to 6413 code for a protein of 1997 amino acids. Gene Ontology annotation, cellular component: plasma membrane; NMDA selective glutamate receptor complex; postsynaptic density membrane. Lineage: Eukaryota; Metazoa; Chordata; Actinopteri; Pleuronectiformes; Soleidae. Gene Ontology annotation, molecular function: transmitter-gated monoatomic ion channel activity involved in regulation of postsynaptic membrane potential; NMDA glutamate receptor activity. Gene Ontology annotation, biological process: monoatomic ion transport; long-term synaptic potentiation; excitatory postsynaptic potential. The record is from RefSeq and is a predicted model, not a curated record. The transcript is spliced from 19 exons.